Messenger RNA from Phytophthora infestans T30-4, 626 nucleotides. RefSeq lists its product as uncharacterized. Lineage: Eukaryota; Oomycota; Peronosporomycetes; Peronosporales; Peronosporaceae. The coding region runs from base 51 to 626 and encodes 191 amino acids. The transcript has 2 exons. The record is from RefSeq and is a predicted model, not a curated record.
AAAAGUUCCCGAGUUAACGCCUAAAAGCCGUCGUUCGUUCAUCAUCAAUUAUGGCAGCCAGAACUCUCGUGCUGCUGCCGCUGGUCAGUCUGACGGCCUGGAGUGUCAACGCGACGCUCAUGCGCAUGCGCCAUCAAGUGCGUGCGCCUCCCGGCGCCGAGGCGCUUGAGUUCAUCCCCGGUUCCAUGGACGAAACUAUAAUGGAAACGCUCGAGACGGGUGAUCUCAUCUUUUUCCAGCGCAAACUGACGGCGCUGCAGCCUCUGGCGGCACUACACACGUGGGCUACUCGUCUGCGACUGCGUCCGCGCUUCGAUCAUUGUGGCUGGAUCUACGUGGACCGUUUGGGGCGCACCUUCAUCGUGGAGGAGACGCUGAACAAGGUGCAGUGCCGUCCGUACAGCACUCGACUCUUGACGUCUGAAGCCACGGAGAUAUUCGUGUUGACACUGAAGCAUGAGCGCUCCAAGGAAAUCCAGGAAGCUGCUAGUGCUUUCAUCACCGAAAAUGUAGGGCGUAGGAGUCGGAUCUCACUGCGUCACACGGUCUCGGCGCUGAUAAAUCCGAAAGAAGUGCGCAAGCCUAGUACCGAUGCAACGCCUUCGUUUCCAUGUGCAGGCAUGUAG